Messenger RNA from Colius striatus (speckled mousebird), 2666 nucleotides. Its product is annotated as signaling lymphocytic activation molecule. The record is from RefSeq and is a predicted model, not a curated record. The transcript has 7 exons. The coding region runs from base 696 to 1763 and encodes 355 amino acids. NCBI's taxonomy places the organism in Eukaryota, Metazoa, Chordata, Aves, Coliiformes, Coliidae.
UGUGGGUUAAUCCUAGAAUAUUUGGGGCAUUAAAGGUGGGUUUCCUCCUGAGGUGGAGCAGCAAGCACUGCUUGGUUUGGUUGUCCUCAGCCAGAUGCUUUCUGAGUGGGAAGAAGCAGCCCAGCAGGACACUGAGGUGGUUUGGGGUGGUUUUAAGGUGGGGUUUUUUUAAUCAUUAGAAAGAAUUUCUUGGCAGCAAAACCUCACAGAGAUCCCAGAGCUGAAAGGCAGGGGGAUCUAAGUAGGAUGCUCUGAUGUGGGGCAAGCUCUUGCCCACCUCCACCCCCACUGUGAUAAUAGGGUUGAAAAGCUCUGUACAGCCCCCAGCAAGCUGUUACUGUACAAUGAAAUGGUUUUGAUCUGGCUGCUCAGUUCCUCUUCUUUCAGCCUGAGUUUAAACCCCCGUGGCAGGAUGAUGCAGUUCUGCUACCAACUCUAAAUGGAUGCUCUACUUCCUUCUGCAGCUCUCUUGGGCUGUGUCGGACAGAGCCUCCACAGCUCAGUGCUUUGAAUACUUUCCACUCAAGGGAACAACAACAAAAAAAGCACACCCCAGAAAGAAAGAAAAAAAGAGUCAUUCAGCUUAAAAAAAACAACAGGAAACACAUGGCCCAGGGCAGCAUCUCAGAUCUGAGCACACCUGCUCUUAGAGUGAGCUAAGCAGCAGAGAUUCAGUCCCCAGCAGCAGAAGCUCCAUGAAGCGAGGCAUGGGCUGCAGCGUGUGUCUCUGGCUGCUCAUCUCCCUCAGCUGUGUUUGGGGCAUGGGCCGUGGGGUGAGACAGACAGUGCUGGGCACUCUGGGGAAAGCGACCACCUUACAGGUACCCCCUGAACUCCAGAACCUCACCCUGCGCUUCGGGGAGGCCGUUUGGAAGCGGUACACGGAGGACCCUCAGAGUAAGCUCAUCCUGCUCAAGUACUCUGAUGGCAACUACACCAACUACAUGGAGCCAAGAACCCGCUUCCACAAGCUGGAUUUCUCCCUGGAGAUCCUGAACACCAGCAGGCAGGACAGGCAGCUCUACGAGUACAUCGUCAGCAAAGGGUCAGAGGAGAAAGUCUGGCAAAUGCUGCUGGAGGUUUAUGAGCCAGUGUCUGAUCCCAGCAUCCAGAUCCUCAACUGGGCAUCGGCCAACGGCAGCUGCAGCAUCAUCCUCAACUGCACAGCAGAACGAGGGGAUAAAGUCUCCUACAGCUGGGGCAGUAGGGACAGCAGCACCCCAGGGCUUUGCUCCCACAAUGGCAGCCUCCUGUACCUCUCCUACCCCCUGCAGAACUCCAGCAUUGCCUGCUCCUGCGUGGCCAGCAACCCCGUCAGCACCCAGGUCAUCACUUUCAACUCCUCUGAGUGCAGCUAUGAGCAAGGGGGUAGCACCAAGCUGAGGAUGGAGCAUCUUGUGCUGUUGGUGGUGUUGCCCAUCGUUGUGCUGAUGAUGUUCAUUGGGGUCUUCACUGCUGCACAUUCAGCCAAGCCCACUGCCAACCAGGAGCACUCACCUCUCACCGAGGACAACGAGGUGCUCACCAUCUACUCUCAAGUGCAGCGAGUGCAGAAGCAGAAAGGGGCCCUUGAGCAUCCCUCCUGCACCACCAUCUACGCUGCAGCCACUGGGCUGCCCUCAGACGCAGCCUUGGCCCCCAGCAGACACCCACGUCCCCCCUGCAACCCCCCAGCAGAGCUGCCCACCCUGCAGGGUGGUCACCCAUCCUUCUCACAGGAGCCCACGACAGUCUAUGCCAGUGUGAUGAUGCCCAUGGUCUGAGCCUCCCCCAGCAGCUCAGCUCAGUCUCUGCUUGCCAGGCACCAACAUUCCCAGCUGGAAGAAACCCUGGGGCAAAAAACCCCACACAUCUGACCUCCAGCACAGCUGAGCUGGGGCUGCAACGUUGGCUGUGGACUUGAGGGAUGGCAGAAGGAAGACCAGGGCUUGAAACAUGGCAAGAAAUCACCCCAGCGUGGCUGAGGGUGACCCAGGAAGAUGCUGAAGCACCAGGAGAAGGUAGAAAGGCUCCAAAAUAACAACCCAACAGCCUGUCAUGAGAGGAGAAUUAAGACUCAUCACCUCAGAGGGGAACAUUGAGCCCAUGAGCAGCAGGGUGCAGCAGUGGGAGCGUGGCUGCAGCAGGUUUGCACCCCAAGCUCAUGGGGUUUCCUCCCACGGCCUCAGCUUCACUAGAGGGAGCCCCUGGCUCGUGGCAGAUGCUGACACUGGUGCCACUCAGGGACCUCCAUGGUUUCAGAAGGAGAUACUUAUUUGAUGAAGUAGUUUUCCCCCUGACCUCUGCUCCUGCAACUGGUUAAGAAAUACCCAAGCAGAAGUUUUGCAAUGUCUUAAAAGGGGCUGAGCCCUGCCCUGGCCUGACCCCACUGCACCAGGGAAACAAACCCCCAGCUCCUGAGGAAGCAGCUGUGUUCCACCACACUCUUCCAUUCCCAGGUGGACAAGUCCCAGAUGAAUUUUUGUCUGAGAGGAGGAGGAAGCCCUUGCUCAUGGCCUGGCCAUCCCCUUCCCUGACUUCCCUGAAGGAAUAUCCAGUGUGGGGAUGCAUGAGGUGGCCUGGAUGAGGGAGCAGGGCUGUAAAAUCUUUCCAACUCUUCCCUCUCUUCUCCAGUUGGAGCUAUUUUAGAACCCCAGUGUAGCUCAGCUUGUACAGUUGGUCUGAUC